Messenger RNA from Naegleria lovaniensis, 771 nucleotides. RefSeq lists its product as uncharacterized. Bases 1 to 771 code for a protein of 256 amino acids. Gene Ontology annotation, molecular function: hydrolase activity. Lineage: Eukaryota; Heterolobosea; Eutetramitea; Acrasida; Naegleriidae. The transcript has 8 exons. The record is from RefSeq and is a predicted model, not a curated record.
AUGGGUCAAAUUGUCUCACAAUAUGUGUUUGCUCCUCCAAAACCAACCUAUGAUGAACAUCAUCCAUAUCCCGUAACUUUUCUCACAACAAAAUCAAAAAAGAUGAUUCCUUGCUAUUAUAUGAAGGCAAACAAGGACACUCCAACCACCAUUAUUUAUUCUCACGGAAAUGCUGCUGAUAUAGGCGCUAUGUUUGAUUUUUUGGUUGUAUUGCGUGAUUAUUUGAAUGUGAACGUACUUCAUUACGAAUAUGUUGGUUAUGGACUUGCAAAUCAAUAUCAACCAUCGGAGAGUGAUACGUAUGAGAGCGCUGAAGCUGCAUAUGAAUAUUUAACAAAAGCUCAAAAGGUGAAUCCAAAAGACAUUGUAAUAUUCGGAACGUCUGUAGGAAGUGGUCCGUCAUGCUAUUUAGCAAAUAAGUAUCCUAUUAAGGGUCUUAUUUUAGAGUGUCCAUUUGUAUCAAUUUGUCGUAUUGUUUCACAGAGCGUAUUUUUGAGACCUGUUGAUAUGUUUUGUAACAUUAAUAGAAUUCCAAAUGUCAAAGCUCCUGUAAUCAUUUUCCACGGAACAAACGACGAUGUCGUCCCUUACGAUCAUGGAAAAGAACUAUAUAGUAACGUGCAAAAGCAGUAUCAAUAUAAAUUCAUUUCUAUUGAAAAUGGAUCUCAUCAUGACAUCAUUGAGAGGUUAACACUUAAAACAUACAUUCAAACGCUAAGAGGAUUCCUUGCUUACUUGGAUAAUUCAAAUCAAGAAAAACCAUCUCAAUAA